UAUUUUUAACGUGCACUUGAAUGUUGGAUAAUGUCGUUCAAAAAGUGUCAUCUAGUGUAAUAAAUAUAAUAAAAGUCUACGUCGUAAUUGACGAAUGUUUGUCACCUGUGACCAUAUAGAAGCACAAUUUAGGGUGGCUAGAAGCCUCCCAAAUUCCGUUUAACAUGAAUCGAUCAGAAUUUGGUAUUUCGGAGUUUCCAAUCGAGUCAAUUGUCGCUUAGAAAAGUCUUUUAUCCAUAAGAAAAGGAUAUUUAAUUGAGUAAACCUCGAAAUAUGUCCAGUAAUUGAGACUAGCAGUCGGUCUCGUUAGAGAAAUAGAUAAUCAAUCUGUGAAAGAUGCAUUACUUGCACGUGUCCAACGCCCUUGCUCGUCGUUAUAACCCCAAUUUAAUUCAUGUGAGGAACAAUGCGAGUCGUAAGAGCUUCGAGGUCAUCGGAAGAAAAUGGGGUGGACGUUGGGUGCGAUUGUGGUUAAGGGAGCAAAGUCAUCAGGUGGCAAAAUCCUGUGCCAGACAAUUCGAAUGCAUUGUUGCUCAACGCGUAAGGCGGACGCUGCAAAUCUUUCACUUGUACACUAAAAUUUGGGACGACGUUGCUCUCAAGUCGUUCGUUAAUAUAUGGCGGCGUAGACUCGGUCAAAACACUAGAAAAUAUCUGUUUGGCGCUGCUGGCGUCUCCGUCUACAAUUGGGAUCGAGAGAGAAUUCCAGACAACGAAUUGCACAGGUACUCCAAAGAACUCGUCGACAUCCACCAGCUGCGAGAAAAUACCGUUACGUGCGCGAAGUGCCACCUAAGACUAGUCAUUGACGUCACACAGUCUGGAGUCAAAUACUGCCAAUGUCACGGCGCCAAACCCGCUCUGGCUUCUAUUCAAAAUGGUCUUAUCUUAAGUAACGGGAAUCAAUGGCAGCCAUUCAUAGAGAGGCAGGAUAUGUUAAUGUGGCGCAAAGAAGAGCCCGAAAGUGGAGGGUUGUAUGCUUACAAAGUCUACGGGUCAUUUCCAGACGUGUCAGCGGAGGAUUUUCUACACGUUCAAGUUGACGUGGAGUAUAGAAAAGAAUGGGAUCCCACUGCUAGACAUCUGGAGGUCAUUGACACUGAUCCCAGCACAGAAUCGUGCUCGGAUCAUCGCAGUGAAAUUGUUUACUGGGAAAUGAUCUGGCCGAGAUUAUUUGCAAACAGAGAUUACGUAUUUCAAAGAAGAUGGCUGAUUGAUAAGGAAGAGGGCCUUAUCGUCAUUAUUAGCAGAGCAUCGGAUCAUCCCAAGGCCCCACUUAGGCCUGAUACGCACAGAGUAUCAACGUAUUGGUCAUACAUGGUAAUAAAACCAUACACGGAAUUUGAUCAGCCCGGUAUCGAGUUUGGAUUAACAUAUUUUGAUGACCCUGGUGUAAACAUACCGUCAGCUGUAACCACUUGGGUGGCAAUGAGUGUUUUAUUAUUUUUUGAUAAAGGGGUUCCGGAUUUCUUAUGUCGUAUGAGGAAAGCAACAUUAGAUUACCACAGCCGCAAAUCAGUUGAUGCAAAAUCUGCAAUGGUCAAUAUGGUUGGAGAUCAGCCCAUUGUUCUCGACACUUGCAGCGAUUCACCUGUUAGUGAUAUUGGUUACGUAUCUGAAGUGAAGAAAAAUACAGAAACACCAAAAGAAGAAAAUACAGAAACACCAAAAAAAGGAAAGGAAAACGAAGAACCAAAGUCGCCGGAGAAAAGUGACAAAAAAGAACGAAGUGCAGAAAAUGCCGAAGAUAAAGCAGAAGACAAAAGAGAAAGUGUAAUGGGCCCUACACCAGACGAAGAACGUGGCUUUUUACACUACUUCUUACCAUCCCGAUUGUUCACGUGACAUGACAAGCCGCAUAGAUACUUUGUUUAGAAGAAAUUGAUUUCAGCAAAUUCAGAUUUGCUGCUACUUGACUUGAAAACAUUAUCAGUAAUACAUUCUCAUUUUAACGACGACGCGUUUUCUCUCUGGAUGGUCGAAUUUAUUCUCGUGAACUCAUGCAGUAUUUAUAAACGUUGAGGAUCUCGUUCAAUAUUUCUGUACUGUAAGUUGAUGUACGCUAGCAAGUCUAACACUGCCAAAUCGAAGUCCCAUUCGGAAAAAAUUUUAGUUAAUUCAAUUUCACGACUAAUACGUUUGGAAAUCAAGUUCAGGUCAAGUGGGGAUGGUUUUAAAACUAAACUUAUCUUGUACGGUUUGUCAUAGGUGUGUUAAGAUAAUAGUGUUAUUUCAAUCGUAUGUGCAAGUAUAAAUGCGUGUGUGUGAGAGAUAGAAAAAAAUGUAGCUUUGAAAUAGUAUCUUUCGUAGUAUGAAUCAAAUCUAAUUGGAUCAAGUGAAGUAUUUUGCUUUAAAUCUUAUAUAAAUAAUUUAAGUGUUAGUCAGCGAAGCCAACGUAGUAGGUUUUGAAUAAUUUUUCUGUCUUUACACAGGCUUACUAGAGAAAAUGAAUAUUCAAAUUAUGGUCAUGUAAUCGUUUCGUGUGAAUGGCCACUGCGCCAUGUAAUCCGAAGCUUUUGCACUUUUUCAACCCUUCUAUAGGAGUCAUUU
This is a messenger RNA of Diprion similis, 2550 nucleotides long. Its product is annotated as stAR-related lipid transfer protein 7, mitochondrial. The transcript has 6 exons. Gene Ontology annotation, molecular function: lipid binding. The record is from RefSeq and is a predicted model, not a curated record. NCBI's taxonomy places the organism in Eukaryota, Metazoa, Arthropoda, Insecta, Hymenoptera, Diprionidae. The coding region runs from base 337 to 1845 and encodes 502 amino acids.